This is a messenger RNA of Pseudophryne corroboree (corroboree frog), 969 nucleotides long. Its product is annotated as olfactory receptor 11L1-like. Bases 1 to 969 code for a protein of 322 amino acids. Gene Ontology annotation, biological process: G protein-coupled receptor signaling pathway. The record is from RefSeq and is a predicted model, not a curated record. Gene Ontology annotation, cellular component: membrane. NCBI's taxonomy places the organism in Eukaryota, Metazoa, Chordata, Amphibia, Anura, Myobatrachidae. Gene Ontology annotation, molecular function: olfactory receptor activity; G protein-coupled receptor activity. The transcript has a single exon.
AUGAAUAGAUUUAUGUUCCUUUCCCAGGUAACAUACAGGAACAAUGUCACCUCAGUCAUUCUUCUGGGGUUUUCAAAUCUUCAGAGUUUUACUCUUCUCAUGUUCUUGCUCCUGUUACUUAUUUAUUGCUUGACCAUUUCAGCAAAUAUUUUUAUCAUGACUUUAUAUGUAUUGAGCACUAACCUUCAGACCCCUAUGUACUUCUUCAUUACACAGAUAUCAAUAUUUGAUGUCAUACUGACUACAGAUAUUCUUCCAAACCUGCUGCACAUUGUGCUGUAUGAUGGCUGCACUAUGUCUCUUAUUGGAUGCAUCGCUCAGUUUUAUGUCUUUGCUACAUCAGAGUCCUCUGAGUGUCUCCUUCUGUCAGUGAUGUCCUAUGAUCGGUACCUUGCCAUCUGUGAUCCUUUGCACUAUCAUUCUAUAAUAAAUCACAGGUUUUGUGUGAAAUCUCUUAUUAUUGUUUGGAUAAUAGGUUUUCUAAUUAUUUUACUCAAUUCUAUAUCUAUCUACCAUUUGCAUUUCUGUGGACCAAAUGUCAUUGAUCAUUUCUUUUGUGACUUUGAGCCCAUAGUGCAGCUUUCCUGCUCAGAUACCACUGUAAUUGAAUUUCAGACUUUAAUAAUGGGUGUUAUUGCUACUUUUAUUCCCUUUAUAAUAAUUGUGAUGUCUUAUGUGUACAUUGUUCUUACUAUUCUAAAGAUACCAUCAUUUACUGGAAGACAGAAAGCCUUCUCCACAUGCAGCUCUCACCUGACCGUUGUGACCAUAUUUUACGGAACCCUAAUUGUUGUUUAUGUAUUUCCUACAAGACGACUAUCCACACUAAGCAAAGCCAUGUCUUUGUGUUACACUGUGAUAAUUCCAUUGCUUAAUCCUAUCAUAUAUACUAUCAGAAACAAGGAUUUUAAAGAAGCCUUUAAUAAAAUUAAACAAAUGAAAUCAGACAUGCUAUGGAAAGCCAAUUAA